CUUGGUGCAGCAAGACCUCAAAAGCCAAUCAACCAUGCAGGAUAUGGACCCGCAGUCGACCCGCGCCCAGUUCACGCAGGUGACGACGCCCGGCGAGCCGGACACAGCGAAUGUGAGCAACCACCUGCCGUCCCCGUCGAUGGCGCUGGAGCUCGACACUCCGCGCGCCGUGGAAGUGGUGACGGGGGCCGGCAUCCCCACGGGCGCGUGGGCCGCCGGCCUCUUCGACUGCUUGGACAACAUGAUGCCCAACUGCUUCAUGGUCACCUUGUGCCCGUGCGUGGCGCUGGCUCAGCUGUCCACGCGCUUGGGUGUGGCCUCGUACCGACUCGUGUUGGGUCUGCUGCUGCUCGUGACGGCGCUUGAGAUCACCUCGUUCGCGCUCGUGUGGACCAUGUCCGAUGAUGACGACGACUCGAGCGACGGAAGCUACUACUUCUACGGAUGGGAGCACAGCGGCCACUCGGGCAACGCCGUGGCCAACGGCACCUUCGCGGUGCUCACGCUGCUGGUGCAGAUGCUGCUGUUCGUCUACAUCUGGCAGCUCCGCGUCAAGACGCGCACGCGCUUCCAGCUGCCGGGCAACGCCGCCACCGACUGCCUUAGCUCGUGGUUCUGCUCCUGCUGCACGGUGGCGCAGCUCCGCACCCACUUGCGCUGCUACCAGCCAGGCGACUGCAGCUUCGGGGCCCCCGACGUGCUCCAGGCGUACCCGGGCAAGUCGUACGCCGUGUAAAACCCAACCACUGGGACGCUCCAAGCCUCUUAUGCGCACUUGCAUAUCCCCCCUACCGUUCACCUAAGUGCCGUUGCACGAAAUAUAUCCCCCACGCAAUCCCAAUCCU
Messenger RNA from Phytophthora sojae, 845 nucleotides. RefSeq lists its product as hypothetical. The transcript has a single exon. Lineage: Eukaryota; Oomycota; Peronosporomycetes; Peronosporales; Peronosporaceae. Bases 35 to 736 code for a protein of 233 amino acids. The record is from RefSeq and is a predicted model, not a curated record.